CACCCCCGCUCGAGACGCGCCACCCGUUCAGAAUUCCGCGGAUUUUCCACGAUAAUCUGGUUCACGGCAAUCUGCGCCGAAAUCGCAGUGUAUCUUUUAAAAAGGACUGGAAGACGUCUCGAGGGAGAAAAAGUGAAAUCGACUAAGCGCGUCGCAUAGAUCUUCUUCAUUUGACACGCGAUAAACAACGUAACUGCACCGUCGUUCGAUGUUAUUUCGCAAACAUCCGAAUCCGCGGAAUAGAUAAUCUAGGCCCUGUCAUCCCCACGUCUUUCAAUUCUACCGAGAUCCACCAUUGACCAUGAGUUGCGUGCGUUGCUGCCUAAUCAGUGCGGGUCGCUUAGCCUCUUCUAAUCAUGUUACCAGCCAUGUACAUAAAAUUGUAAGAGUCGUCGUGGCCAGUAGAACUCUGACGAUUAGUGGUAUCUUGAAUAAAGCUCCAACAGAACCUACACCACCUUCCAAAGAUACCACUUCAUCAAGUGGAUCUUCGAACAAUGGUACUGGUGGUGGAAAGAAGAAUACGCUUACUUGUCCAAAGUGUGGAGAUCCCUGUACCCAUGUUGAAACAUUUGUCUCAUCCACAAGAUUCGUCAAAUGUGAAAAGUGCCACCACUUCUUCGUUGUGCUGUCAGAAAUCGAUUCAAAAAGAAGUUUGAAAGAGGCACUUAGACCAGAAGACAGUAAGCAAGGCUUCUAUAGAAAGCCACCUCCACCUCCAAAAAAGAUAUUCGAGUAUUUAAACAAACAUGUUGUGGGUCAGGAAUAUGCGAAAAAGGUGCUGAGUGUUGCUGUUUACAACCACUACAAACGGAUUUAUAAUAAUUUACCAGUUCAAAAUUCGCAAACGCAAACUAAUGUUAAUCCAGUCACACAGGAGACUCAUUCCUUCACUCAUCAUGGAGGUCCUAAACCACAUUUACUGCAUAUAUCAGGCAUUGGAAAUCCAUUUCCAGGAGUCAGUUUUCAAUAUCCGGUCAAUACAGGCGAACAGAAAGCAAGUCAAUCAACUCCUGGAUCAGCUAUAUUAGACAGCAAACAGCAUCAGCUAAAGUUAGAAAAGAGCAACAUAUUAUUACUCGGUCCUACGGGCUCUGGCAAAACAUUGCUCGCACAAACGAUAGCGCAAUGUCUGGAUGUUCCGUUUGCUAUCUGUGAUUGCACCACUCUUACGCAAGCCGGCUAUGUUGGCGAGGACAUUGAGAGUGUCAUAGCUAAACUCCUUCAGGAUGCCAACUAUGUAGUGGAUCGUGCUCAGAUGGGGAUUGUCUUCUUGGACGAAGUCGAUAAGAUAGGAGCUAUCCCUGGAAUCCAUCAAUUACGUGAUGUGGGCGGAGAAGGUGUACAGCAAGGAAUGCUCAAGAUGUUGGAAGGAACAAUUGUGAAUGUACCGGAAAGAAAUAGCUCGAGAAAGUUGCGCGGAGAAACAUUGCAAGUGGACACUACGAACAUCCUUUUUGUCGCAUCGGGCGCUUAUAGCGGUUUGGAUAGAUUGAUAGCGCGACGCAAAUCGGAAAAAUAUCUCGGAUUUGGCGCAACGCCCGCAACAGAGAGCUUGGGUAGAAGGGCGGCGACUUUAGCUGAUGUCGCCAAUAUGUCACCUUCCACCGAAAGAGAUAACAAAGAAAAAGAUAUGUUGUUGCAACAAGUGGAAGCUAGAGAUCUCAUAGAUUUUGGCAUGAUACCUGAAUUUGUUGGCAGAUUCCCAGUAUUAGUGCCUUUUCAUACUCUCGAUAAGGCUAUGCUAGCGAGAAUUCUUACCGAACCAAAAAAUGCCAUCAUUCCUCAGUAUCAGAUGUUAUUCUCGAUGGACAAGGUAGAGCUAACGUUCGAUAUGCCCGCAUUGGAUGCAAUUGCCUCUUUGGCAAUGGAAAGAAAAACAGGAGCACGGGGUUUGCGAUCGAUAAUGGAAUCACUGCUUUUAGAACCUAUGUUUGAAGUACCAGGCAGCGAUAUAGUGUCCGUUCACAUCACAGAACCGUGUGUGAAAGGCAUCGAAAAGCCUCAAUAUGUGAAACGAGAUGAUAGCAACGAGGAUGACAUUCAACAGGCGCAGCAUGUACAUAAUUAACAAAUAAUUAAAGAAUGCGACACUUUGGUAUAAUUCUUUGUUUAUCGAUAGAUGUUU
Messenger RNA from Pogonomyrmex barbatus (red harvester ant), 2128 nucleotides. RefSeq names its product Caseinolytic protease chaperone subunit (gene ClpX). Gene Ontology annotation, molecular function: ATP binding; zinc ion binding; ATP hydrolysis activity. Gene Ontology annotation, cellular component: mitochondrial matrix. The record is from RefSeq and is a predicted model, not a curated record. Lineage: Eukaryota; Metazoa; Arthropoda; Insecta; Hymenoptera; Formicidae.